Vigna unguiculata (cowpea) is the source of this 2012-nucleotide messenger RNA. RefSeq names its product beta-hexosaminidase 2-like. Gene Ontology annotation, molecular function: beta-N-acetylhexosaminidase activity. The record is from RefSeq and is a predicted model, not a curated record. Gene Ontology annotation, cellular component: membrane. Gene Ontology annotation, biological process: glycosaminoglycan metabolic process; carbohydrate metabolic process. NCBI's taxonomy places the organism in Eukaryota, Viridiplantae, Streptophyta, Magnoliopsida, Fabales, Fabaceae.
AGGGCAAAACAUUCCCAACUCAGUGCCUCAAAUAGCAACGACACGAACAUGAUCAUGAUGCAAGGAGAAUAAACCAUGUUUCUAAGAUAUUUUCCACUACUUUUACUUUUGUCAUGCAUAAGGUUCAUCAGUAAUGCAGAAGAAUCAACCACCACCAUCAUCAAUGUGUGGCCCAAACCAAGGAACCUCACAUGGUCCCCACCAUACCAAACCACCCUCCUCUCUUCUUCCUUCACCAUUAUCACCACCACCAUCCACCACAACAAACACCUCUCUGCCGCCAUCUCUCACUACCACACCCUCAUCAAAUCAGAGCACCACCAUCCUCUUGUGCCUCUUGGAGUCACCAUCUCCAAGGACCUUCCACCACUGCAAAAUUUGACUAUUGCGGUAGUGGACCCACAUGCAGGACUCGUUCACGAUGUAAACGAGUCCUACACUCUCUCCAUCCUUCAUUCUCAUGCCACUCUCGCUGCACAAACUGUGUGGGGUGUCAUGCGAGGUUUGGAGACCUUCUCCCAACUCGCAUGGGACUGUCCUACACAGAUCGCAGUGGGAGUAGAAGUGUGGGAUUCUCCGGUGUUUGUUCACCGUGGACUGAUGGUGGACACUGCAAGGAACUACUACCCCAUGAAGGACUUGUUGAGGACAGUGGAAGCCAUGAGCAUGAACAAGCUCAACGUGCUCCAUUUGCAUCUCACGGACGCAGAAUCUUUCCCUUUGGUGCUGCCUUCAGAGCCUGCGUUGGCUGAGAAGGGAGCUUAUGCACCUCACAUGGUGUACACACCAGAGGAUGUGAAAACACUUGUAGAAUUUGGCCUUGAUCAUGGAGUUCGUGUGAUUCCUGAGAUUGACACACCUGGACACACAGCAUCUUGGGCAUUAGCCCACCCAGAGAUUGUGACAUGUGCCAACAUGUUCUGGUGGCCAGCUGGAAGUGAUUGGUCUGAAAGGCUAGCUUCACAACCAGGAACAGGACACUUGAACCCCUUAAACCCCAAGACAUACCAAGUCCUAAAGAAUGUGAUACACGACAUAACCAAAUUGUUCCCAGAACCAUUUUUCCACUCAGGUGCUGAUGAGAUAGUACCAGGUUGUUGGAAAACUGACUCCACAAUUCAGAAGCAUCUAUCAGAUGGUGGAACCCUCAACCAGGUUCUUGAGAAGUAUAUCAACAACACCCUCCCUCACAUUGUUUCCCUCAACCGCACUGUUAUCUAUUGGGAAGAUGUUUUACUAGAUAAAACAGUGCAUGUGCCAUCCACAAUCCUUCCAAAGGAGCAUGUGAUUUUGCAGACAUGGCUCAAUGGACAUGAUCACACCAAGAAGAUAGUCUCUGCAGGAUACAGAACCAUUGUGUCAUCUGCAGAGUUCUAUUAUCUGGAUUGUGGACAUGGCACCUAUGUUGGAAACAACAGUGCUUAUGACAACCAAGAUGGGAACACAGGCAAUGGUGGCUCAUGGUGUGCACCCUUUAAGACAUGGCAAACAAUAUACAACUAUGACAUAACAUAUGGGCUGAGUAAGGAAGAAGCAAAGUUGGUUUUGGGUGGAGAAGUGGCACUGUGGUCUGAACAAGCUGAUGGAAGUGUUUUGGAUGCAAGAGUUUGGCCAAGAGCUUCUGCAAUGGGUGAGUCACUUUGGUCAGGAAAUAGGGAUGAAAAUGGUGUGAAGAGAUAUGCAGAGGCCACAGAUAGAUUGAAUGAAUGGAGAAGCAGAAUGGUGAGCAGAGGAAUAGGGGCUGAGCCAAUUCAGCCACUUUGGUGUGUUAAGAACCCUGGCAUGUGUAACACACAGAAUUCAGUUUAGUUCCGUUCUUCCUUUGUCACAAAGUGAAAGAAUGAAUUGAAAAUAAGGCUCAGUUGAAACAAAAUAGUGAGUACAGUUCAUAUCUUUUUUGUAUGAAAAAGUCUAAACUUUUGCUCUUACAUGAAAUACUCCUUGUAGUUAACAAUAUUUUCUUUUGUUGAAGUUCUCCUGUGAUACCAAUAUACACUUACGUUUGAUCCUUA